GUGCGUGCAGUGCGUAGGUAUUAAGAUAGGUAGGUAGGGCGGGCAUAUCAUGGAUGAUGAAGAUGGUGCGGAGAGGCGGAAGAGUGCGGCGGGGAAGCGGAGGGCAGCAGCGGAGGGGAUGCAAGCUCCCUGCGGCGCGUGCAAGUUCCUGAGGAGGAAGUGCGUGAGCGGAUGCAUAUUCGCCCCGCACUUUGCCUCCGAUCAGGGCGCUGCCCGCUUUGCCGCCGUUCACAAGGUCUUCGGCGCCAGCAACGUCUCCAAGCUCCUCCUUCACAUCCCGCCCAACCGCCGCCACGACGCCGUUGUCACCAUAUCUUACGAGGCCCAGGCCAGGCUCUCCGACCCCGUUUACGGUUGCGUCUCCACCAUUCUUGCUUUGCAGCACCAG
Messenger RNA from Cuscuta epithymum, 388 nucleotides. Lineage: Eukaryota; Viridiplantae; Streptophyta; Magnoliopsida; Solanales; Convolvulaceae. The record is from the annotation of a GenBank genome assembly.